Messenger RNA from Neodiprion virginianus, 7347 nucleotides. RefSeq names its product FMRFamide receptor (gene FMRFaR). The transcript has 5 exons. Gene Ontology annotation, biological process: G protein-coupled receptor signaling pathway. Bases 1794 to 3164 code for a protein of 456 amino acids. The record is from RefSeq and is a predicted model, not a curated record. Gene Ontology annotation, molecular function: G protein-coupled receptor activity. Lineage: Eukaryota; Metazoa; Arthropoda; Insecta; Hymenoptera; Diprionidae. Gene Ontology annotation, cellular component: membrane.
UCGCCAGGAGCUGGUCGCUCAGUGCGCUGUCCGUGGUGAGCGCUUCGACUUGAGGCCGUGAUUUACACCGGCCGGUGUUCGGAAUGCUGGAUUUUUAAUAAUAGAUAAAUAAAAGAUAAACGAAAAACAAUCGGAUCGUUAUAAUACGACGACGGAUGACACGUAUUGAGAAUUGUUGAGCGAGUUCGCAACUUGCAGAGAAACUACGACUCGGAUAGAAAGUUGGAGUCGAAUUUUUGUGAAAUUCUAUCUCAAUCUCGAUUCUGCUACGAUGGAUCAAUUUUUUUUUUUUUUUUUCAAAUUCAAUUGGUGAAAGUCGUACUCUGUUUUUAGUUUGCUUUUUUUUUAACCUCAUGCAAACAGUGCGUCGAAAAAUUGAAUUUUAAUAUCACGCGUAAUGUAUAACGAGCGGGGAUUUAAUAACGAAAUUAAAGAAUUAUCGUGCUGCAGUGAUUCGGUGUGAUUUUAUAAAGAUUUACGACUUGAAGAUUAUCAUAUACGCGGGGGAAAUAUAGACAGUGAUUAAUGGUGAAUAUGUAUCUACAUUACAUACGCUAAGGAUAUGAAAAAUAUUUCAACUCGUCCUGACGUUUAUACCACGUACAAUAACGAACUGUGUAUGUGUGUUCGAUGAAGUAUUUUCCUUCGUCGAACGGUGUUUGUUUGUUCAAAAUUGAAACUCGUACGUAACUUGGGUGUCUCGUUACACGUAUCGUCGGUGGAAUUAUUUACUCUCAAAUAUAUACAUUUAUACAGAGUGUCCGGUGUGUGGAAAAAGAAUUUCCGCACUGUGUAAAUAACUCGACUUGGGAUGCCGGACUGUUACAGUGUUUACAUUGGCCGAUUAAAGCGGUGCUAAUGUCAAUCAAUCUACGCUCGAUAACGCGGAAGAAACACAAAUCCCGGCAAUUAAUUAAAUUGCAGGAAUGCGCGGUGUAGAAUCAAUCAAGCGAAAUUCCCGUUUACGUUUAAUUGGCGGAGAAAACUUGUGCAGUUGGAAAUUUUAAAAGAAAAGGAAUCGAAGAAAAAACGUCAUAAAUCACCGUACGAAGUCUGUGUAUAAAAUAAAAAUUUCGGUUUGGUUUGAACUUUGUCGCUGUAGUGAAGCUGUAAAAAAAAAAAGUGAUACGUAAUAAACGAUCAUAAAGCUGAACAAUGCAGAGCUUGGAGGUGGAUGAUCCGACUUCGAGUGUUGUGGCACUGCGUCAUGUGAUCAAAGAAUAUACUACGCUGAUAGAAAAAUUGAGAGAAUCGACUUGAGAAGAAUGCGUGAGAUUAUCUCUGGCGAUCAGGACUAAAAUGUGCUUAUUCCUUCAUAAAUACGCAGCGAGUAUAUUCGUGUGUAACUAAAAAUCAAGCAUGACCGCGUUUCGAAUCGAGUUGAGUAAGUCGCAUAAAUUUAAAAGGUGAUGAUCAACGAGGAAAAUAUCGCAAUACGUAAACUUGGGCCUAAAUCGUACUACGAGAAAAUUUCACCGAAUCGAAGUUUGUUUCCAAUUAAUCAGCAAUUUGAAAAUUUUGCGAUUAGCGCGCAGAUGAACUUACCUAGUGUUAGCACCUGUGUUUCCGGCAAGAACAAUUCGUUUAUUUCCUAAUUGGAAAAGUAAUCGUCUCACUUAAAAUCAUACGGUUAAAAUUAAUUUUUCCGAUUAGCGAUAAAUAUCCGGUAUCGUGUGUCGCGGUAAUCAAUGAAAAUAAGAGUGAAAAAAGAAAUAAUAAAAUAAAAAACAUGCAUUGGACAAACAUUUGAAAAAUCAACGAACCAAUGCGGUACGCUGAACCAAAGUAUCAAAAUGUCGGAAGUAUACCCAGUGAAUAGUACGUCUUACUUUUCUUCAAAUGUAACGAACGGAUCUACGGAGAACGAUACUUUCACGACCAAACAACCGCUGGAAUGCGAUACUCCGGUAGGAGAGGGCGCCCUUUUAGAAUUCAUCACCAGUGGUAUUCUACUAAAUGUGGUGGGUCUGUUCGGAUUAUUCGGCAACAUCAUUUCGAUGAUCAUACUUUCCCGGCCCCAGAUGAAAUCCUCGAUCAACUACUUAUUGAUCGGCCUAGCGAGAUGCGACACCGUCCUCAUUUUAACUUCGGUUUUCCUGUUCGGACUGCCGGCCAUCUAUCCUCAAACCAAUGUUUUGUUCAAUUACAAGUUUUUCGUCUUCCCAAGGCUGGUGAAGUUCUUGUAUCCGUUGGCCACGAUCGCGCAAAUGGUCUCAGUUUACCUCACCUUGACCGUAACUAUGGAACGGUACGUGGCCGUCUGUCAUCCCCUGAGGGCACGCUCCAUGUGCACCUAUGGCAGGGCGCGGAUGGCUGUCCUCUGCAUCAUCGUCGUCUCUGUAAUAUACAACAUACCGAAAUUCUGGGAAAUGACGAUCACCGAAGAGAUUCACUGGAAGUACAAAGUGCCGGUAUAUUGCGCAAACGCAACAAAGAUGAGGGUUGACGAACUAUAUCGUACGAUCUACAUCAAUUGGAUGUACUUUAUUUUCUACUAUGCCAUUCCGUUUACAUUGCUCACAUGGUUUAACAUGGAAAUAUAUCGACAGGUGAGAAAGGCAAACAGAGAGCUGCAGAAUCUGUCGCAUCACCAGCGGAGAGAAAUUGGUUUGGCAACAAUGCUGUUGUGCGUUGUGAUAGUCUUCAUAGUUUGCAACAUAAUACCACUAGCGACGAACAUCUGCGAAACCUUUUACAACAAUAUACCGAUGUGGCUGGUUCAGAUUGGAAAUCUAAUGGUGACGAUCAACAGCAGUGUAAAUUUCAUAAUCUACGUGAUAUUCGGUCGGAAAUUCAAGAGGAUCUUUCUCAGGUUAUUCUGUAGCUCUCACAUAUUCGGCGCGGGUCGAGACAGUCCGGAAUUUCCUACCAACGACGAAUCCGUCGUGACCAACGUUACCAACAUCGAGUUGCGAAACUCGAUACGUCGCUGUCAGGUGCACAGGUCGAGCACGAGGAACAGCAGGAACAACAACGUGCACCUCUCCAACGGCAAUUCUCACUCCCGACAAUGCCCCAAACCCAAAGUGUGGUCGGCCACUCCGGCACCCUGCGUAUAUUAUCCGGCCCAAAGCCCGGCGAGGAGUCCGAGUCAAAUGUCACGAACCCUAAGUGGGCAAAACGGCUGGGACAAGAACAAUGUCAUGGAGACGGUGAUCCAGUAGUCGGGGAAAAUCCGAAUAUUACGACACCGAUGUCGAUUCCGACGCCCCCCCCAAGGACUCUGCACACGAUUCUUCUUCUCGGCGGUGUCAGCUUGACCCUCUUGGCAAUGCGCGCGCUGCAAAUAGCACCUGGUAAUAAAACGCGGGGAGAAAAAUAUGUCGAACCGAGUCGCGAUGGUACAAAGUAGAGAAUGCGGGAAUGUACGGAGUAAGAAGAGUAGCCGAAUUGCUUUGUGGAAGAGAGUAAUUUUUGUAAUAUUCGAGACAGGGUGAGGAUCGGUAUAAUAUCCGACUGUAACGAGAGCUUAGAGCAUUUGAACGAAACGGCAAGUAUUUAUUGGGAAAAUUCGCCAACCUUCGCAACGUUCAACGAUUUAUGUGAAAAUUUGUAGCUUGCAGUCUUUGCCCAUUGUCAAAUAAUUGUCUCUAAAAUUGUGUAUGCAGCAUUAUUCCAUUGUCGUGGGAUUCGGAGGAAUUCGCAGUCACUUUCUUCCUUCCUUUUUCCUCACCUGGUAGGUUGACCUUUAAUCUCCACGUGUCGAAAUCCCCGCCCUAUUUUCAGGACAGCAAGCUGUGUCGAAGUCGCAGAGAAGUCAAAUGCGAUAUUUGAAAUCGAUGCAUAUAUCGGAGUCUGGCAGACGACAAGGUGCGUGAAAAAAUAGAAUUUCUUUCUAUUUACUAUUUUGACGACAAGUAGAGGCGCCUGAUAUCCCCAGAAAAAUUUAUUUUUAUGUUCAGUAGUUCUCAACUCCGGACUAAGCGUUGAUUACUUCACUCAACUUUAACACGGGAAGCACAUUCAAAAAAUCUCGUCAAUGAAGCAGAAUUUUUUUCAAUGUUACGCAUGCGGCAUGAUAAAAAAAAGAAUCACACGCGAACGCAAUUAUCAGGGACCGCUAAUUCUCAUAUCUCAAAUAACACUGCCCGUGCACAUAUAUGACCGGAUUCUUCAUGUUUUCCUCUUCUUCUUAGUCAAUAUUCAUAAAAAUCUAACCGGCCUCAAGCACAUCUAUAGAAAAUACGCCCUCCGCAUAUGAUUGAAAAAGUUUUCAUUGGAUCUAAAUUCCAUAUCAAAGAAUUUUCAAACUGUACCAACUUCAGCGAGUCUGAAUAUAAAUAUUAAAAAAUCUUAUUUGUCCAGUUUCACCGUCGGACCAUUUAUAACGCUUUGUUCAAAUCCAACGAAUCGACAAUAUGACGGCUAGCCGCGAAGCUCGAGGAUAAAUUUGCAGUUUCGAAUAAAAGUCUUCGUCCGAACAAGGUUGUUAUGUUCAUUCUAUGUUCGAUCUAUGAAAAACAAAAAGUUCACACAAACCGCACUCCUCGCUGGGAAUUUAUAGUUACAAAUAUUUUAUAAGCGUAACGUAUCUACGCAUGUAGUAAGUCUUUACUUAUAUACAGCUUCGUAUAAAUUUUACGUGGAUAUCUGUAAAAUAUACUUGCCGUGCUAUUUAUUCACAGCGCUAACGUAAAGAGGUACUAAAUCACGCCAAAAUCGUUAUAAACUUGGUAACGAUCCACUAAAUAGACUGAUUUUAUGUUCUAUUAUAAAUUAUCUACAUACGUACUUCUAGCUCGGUUAUUACACCUUACUACUCGAUACUAUAUGAAAUGAAUGUUUUACGUAACGUGUCAUGCUGAUCAUCGUCAUCAUUCGACGCGACACUUGUGUCACCAUUACACGUCUCUGUAUAUUAAACAUGUAGUGGAUCGCACAGCGGUCAGUUUUUCUUCAACAAUCGUUAACCGGACGCACGCGAAGACAGAGAAAAUUUUACAGAAUCAUUCGGAAACCAGAGAAUUUUUUCUGUAGCUAAAACUGUGAGAGCAAGACCUUGAAAAAAGAACAGAACAAUAUUGUCACGAACCUACUACUCCGAGUUUACGAAACGUGAAGCCACCACGCUCGAUACAAAAACAAACAGUAUUAUUAUGAUUAUUAUCCAAGAAUAAAUAAAAGAUAAAUCGAAAAAGUAAUAAUGAUUCAGCUAAUUGUAAAUAAGCAUGAGAAGUAAAAGAUACGUACUGCAUUAAAAUAUAGAUGUGUAUGUCAUAUAUAUAAUUAGUAAUACGUGAUUAUAAUUACCUUAUUGAAAUUUGAUCCACAAGACAAUUGCACACUUUGUGAAACGAGACUCGGUUCAUUUGAUACUUCAUUGUGCACCGUAUGAGAUUCCGUAAAUAUGAUAGCAUUGAUCUCUAUUCGUUCCUACGAGUACGCAUCAAUUAAUAUUAUAAUUUUGUACAUACUAUGAUACAUAAAUGUAUAUUGUUUUUAUAAAUUAAGUUUAUAAAAAUUAUAAGAAUCCAAUCUUGAAAUAUAAUAUAUAUACAUAUAUAUAUAUAUAUAUUAUAUAUUGUGUAAAGCGUGCCGCUAAUGCUACCUCAAAAAUCAUGCAGUUAGAUACGGCACCUUGUAAAUAAUCAACUGAAAAACUCAAACCGCGUAUAUAAAUAUACAGGUAUAUAGAUAUGUGAUGUAUCAAAUUUGAAAAUCUGUUGGUGGGUGUCAAAAAGUGCAGCGUAAAACGAUAUAUUCUAACAAAGAAUUAAUAACCAAAAUCUCGUAACAUUACAUUCAAGACGCAAAGCGCAUGCCAUACUGUUGUUUAAUGAUUGUGAGAUGUGUGUCGCUGGAUGAUCGAAUCAAAAUUACGGUCACUUAGACGAGACAUAUAGAAAAAAAAAAAAAAACUCUUCACCUACCUCAGCGUAUGAAUGUUAAUUAAUUAUGUGGUCAAAGACAUGUCUAAUAAGAUGAAAGGUCGAUAGAUGCGUCGAUAUGUGUCCUGCUAAGGAGAUGGGGUACAACAAUUUGUCUUUUAUCUGUCAGUGUGAUACAAAUUCCUGUGUGAUCGCUAAUAAAGGAAAAUACUCUGCGGAGGUAGAAUAACCGCGGGGAAAAAAAAUCUCUUUCUUGUCAUUCGUUCGUCCAUCGUCGCUAAUUGCUUGAUAUGACGCUUAAUUACGCUUUCAUCAAAGGUUCAGAAUAUUCAAAAGGGUAUAAAAUUUUAAUAAUUCGAGAAAAAAUAAAACGUAAAUAUAUAUUUUACAAUAUAGAUAUGAAUUAUAUGAAUAUAUUGUACUGUAUCGGUAUACGUGUAUAUAUAUAUAACACAUAUACACAGAGGGAAAUAUGAAACGCUCUCAUAUCUGUAUAAAAGAAAUCUAAUAUCUUUUAGUCCUAAAAUUUCUAUUUCUACUAUCAGUACCUAUAUCUAAAUUAAUUAACAUAGUGAAAUUGGCAUUAAAUUUCGCGCAAAAGACUCAAGGUGUUAAAUCAAAAUGGUCUACAUUAGAUACUUGCUGUACUUGAAUUUACAUAAUCUUGUGUGAUCCCAACUUAAAUUGUGUAAUGGUAAGUGAAACUAUUGCCUAAAGUUAUAUUCGACGACCUUUUCGCGGAUUCGUGACACAGGUGCAAUGGCGCCUGUGCGUAGGCAACACUGUUUUAAUUCAUGUAUGGCUAGCCAAAUAUUGAUCACAAAAAGUAACUCGGAUUGCCUAAAAACAGGCGGAUUCAGACUACGUGAAUUCUUUAUAGGUAUAAAUUCAGUGCUCAUCGUCGAAAGACGACAAUUCAUAAACCCUGAACAAGAGCUUUGAGCCAUUAUGAACCUGCAAUCGUUAAUUCCAAUGGCCUCAGCUCGCAUUAAUGAUGAGUUAUUGCUUACACGUAAUAAGAACUGACAAUGGCGUAAGACUUUUUAAGUAACUUUAAUUCGUUAAGUGGAUGCCAUAGUCAGUCUUUACCAAAAGAGUAAAAUAUCACUGUUUUUUUACCAUUAUAGAAGCGUACACAACACGGAUGUAAAAAUGCCGCGGUCAGUGCAGUUCUACAUGCAAUUCGAAGCAAAGACAUCUAGAAACUUUGUCAUUUCCUGCGCGAAUAAUAAUUCAAUUACAGAAAUAUAUAUUUUUCGGAUCGUUGUUGCGCGAAAUAAAACUUCUUUUGAUUUUCUUAUUUAGUACUGCGUGUAGAGUUGCGCUGAUCGCCGCAUUUUCACAACGGUGAUGCGUAGACUUUGAUUAUAGUAAAAAACAGCGACAUUUGACUCUGUCAGUAAAGACCGACGAUAGCAUCCUCUUAAUAAAAUUUUAUUUCAGUUCGUACAGUUUUAAAUUUUGUAUUCGGGUAUAAGUAUCAAUGUAUAUAUAUAUAUAUGAAUGAAUAUAAGUAAUU